GGAACCGGACAAGCAGUCAAAGCACUCACCAAUCAGUAAUCACCAGUCUCGCUGCGGCACUAAGUAACUGCGCUUGUGCCUGUUCCGCCUCUAACCGUGCCGCUUACAAUAUUUACAACGCGAUUGUGAAUACAAAAUUACUUAAAAGUGAAUAUUUAGGUGUGUUUUGAGGACGUGUCAAGAGUUUUAUUCAUUUGCAUUUGAUAUAUUGCUUAUAUCGCUAGUUUUGACGAGUAACGUUCGCGAUGCCGGCGCAAGCUGAAACCAAAGUUAUUCUACGUGAAGUGACACCUGAAAUUUCACAACACAUGCUGUCAGAUGUCACAAAAUUGCCUGGCGUACAACUCGGAGACUAUUUCCUCCAGUUUGAACUAGAAGAGCCGAGGGAUUCCGUUCAAGAAAUAGCCAGGAGAGAAUUGCGGGAGACGCCGGAAAUUGUAAAGCCGGCUGUUGAAGAACUAAGACGACUAUUAGAAGCGGACAAAGACCUGUUAGUUCCGCUUGAUAGAGACGCUUGGCUCAUAAGGUUUUUGCGGCCAUGCAAAUUCUAUCCAGAGAGCGCGUAUGCUUUGAUAAAAAGAUACUACGCUUUCAAAGUAAAACAUCAUAAGCAAUAUGACGGCCUCACGCCCAGCAAGGAGCAAAAUAUCUUCAACCAGAACGUACUUCGUGUACUACCCAACCGCGACCAGCUCGGCAGAAGAGUCCUCGUCCUUGAAUUAGGAAAGAAAUGGAACCACAGCAAAUGUUCUUUGGACGAGGUGUUCAAGGGCUGUGUGCUGUUUCUGGAGGCGGCCAUGUUGGAGCCCGAGACACAGAUCUGUGGCGCCGUCGUCAUAUUUGAUAUGGACGGCCUUUCAAUGCAACAAGUCUGGCAAUUCACGCCGCAAUUCGCUAAGCGGAUAGUUGACUGGCUACAGGAAAGCAUUCCACUCCGAAUUAAAGGCUUAUACAUCAUCAACCAACCCUACAUAUUCAACAUGGUGUUCCAGCUAUUCAAACCAUUGCUCAGAGAAAAGCUGCGCUCGCGCAUUGUCUUUAUGGGCAGUGAUAGAGAGCUUCUAUACAAGUACAUAAGCCCUAAAUGCCUCCCAGAUUGCUAUGGAGGAACUCUAUCUAUACCGAAUGUCACUGGACCACAGUGGCUGGAACUGCUGAUGAUCUGUGACACGGAGUUUGCAGCAAUCAACAACUACGGAUACAAGAAGAAGUAACAUACUUUUAAUAAUGGUAGAUUACUCAUAAAAUAUUUAAAUUACAAAAUUGUGAUAUUUUACUUUAAGAUGUUUGUAAACAUCACUAGUUUUAAGAUGUGGGAUAUAAUUUGUUGUAGGUACAUGGAAAUACUUAUAUUAUUCUAAAAUUUAAGUAAAUAAAAACCACUAUACUGUGGACUUUAGGAUAAUGUUGUAAUGUACUCGUAUACACAUAAGCUAUUCGAUUUUUACUUUAAUUAUUGCAUAACUUUAUUUGAUAUUAUAAAUUAAUCCCUAUCUCGGAUUUGACUACAAAAAAUAUUUUUCUUAAAGUUUUAAAAAUGGAUUAAUAACAAUGUCAAACAAAGAUAAAUUUCUUUCCAUCUUUUUUUACUAAUUCCAAAAUUGCCUCGAGUAUCAUGCCAUCAGUAAAUAAUAAAUGUAUGGUUUUUUUUUUCAAUUAAAAAUAAAAAUACCUUUUUCCUUAUUAUUCAAUAGGCGCGACCUGUGAUAUUUAAAAAUACAUUCUUUUAAUUUUUAAAUAUAGAAUAAUAAUAUAUGAACACUAUAUAUUGUAUAUAAUUUGACGCGUUUACAUUCGCUUACAUGUGUAUUUGCUAUUCGUAUAUGAAGUUUUUUUAAAAAAUGUUUUAAAAAAAGUCGAUAAUGAAUCGAUACAUUUCAGCUGUUAACAACAAAUGAAAUUAUAAAACCUUUAGUUAAAUUAUUUACUAUCACUUAUUUUACACGUUGUCUUUAUGAUCGAAUGAUUUUAUAAGUUGAAUUUUUAAUUAAUCUCAUAUAAAUGUGUUAUACUUUAGAUUAAUGAAUAAUAUUAUGUAAAUGACCUAAUAAAUAUUAUCGUUAUAUUGUAUUGCUAAAAUACAUAUGUAUAAAUUCCAUCUAUGAAAUAUUACGUGGAACAGGGUUCAAUCGUUGCAUAUUUUAUAUUGAAGCUAUAAUGUCUAGGUUAGAGGUUUCAUAUGAAAUGUUUUUUUUUUUUAAAUAAAAAAUGAUAUUUAAAAUUAAUUCCGUGCAAUCUCAAUAUGACUUAAUUUCAUGGUAUAUUUUAAGUACAUACUUAUAAAUUGCGGUAUCGUAUGUUCGAAUUAUUUGAAGUUUUGUAUAAAUGUAUAAUAUAUGUUUUGUAUAAUUUGUAUUUAAAUUAACUAAUGCAUAUUAUUCCUAUAUAUUUUUUUUAUAUUUGGGUAGGUUGAUAAUAAUUAUGUAAUAAGUUCAAAUUUUAUUUUAAUAUAAAAAGUACCGCCAUUUUAUUGUUUUCAAUAAGAAACAUCACUUUUCAAGUUUUUAAAACGAAUUAUUGCAUAUAUACGUAUUGAAAGUAUGUAGCAAAAUCUUUGCAACUAAAUACGGUGAUAUUAAACUAUUGUCGGAUGAAAUGAUAAUAAAAUUUUUAUAAUUAUA
This is a messenger RNA of Vanessa tameamea, 2621 nucleotides long. Its product is annotated as clavesin-1. The transcript has 7 exons. Gene Ontology annotation, cellular component: membrane. The coding region runs from base 246 to 1214 and encodes 322 amino acids. Lineage: Eukaryota; Metazoa; Arthropoda; Insecta; Lepidoptera; Nymphalidae. The record is from RefSeq and is a predicted model, not a curated record. Gene Ontology annotation, molecular function: phosphatidylinositol bisphosphate binding.